Cetraspora pellucida is the source of this 921-nucleotide messenger RNA. The record is from the annotation of a GenBank genome assembly. NCBI's taxonomy places the organism in Eukaryota, Fungi, Glomeromycota, Glomeromycetes, Diversisporales, Gigasporaceae.
AUGGGUAGGAUACUUUUAAAGGGAAACGUUAAAGCACAUAUUACAGAUUGGUUUAAAAGUUUCCAAUUAAAAAAUAUCGGUACCGAAAGACAAACCAGUGCAGAAAUCUUAUUACCAAGGUUACAACAUAAGGAUUCCCAAAAUCAAAAGACAGAAAGCGUUAUACCCCGGCGUUCUCCAAUCUUAACACACCGUCAACCGCCCCUUUCCACACUAAAGCCUACCGUAAAUGCUAACCUUCCAGACAUUACCAGGUCGUUUAAAGAUCUAGAGAAUGGUCUUUUAGACGUGUUCAAUAAUAAUAAAAUAUGGGCAAAUUCAGUGCGACUACUAGACAAAAAGUUCUUUGAAAAUUUAGCAAAUAACGAACAACAGCCAAAAUUAUUUUGGAUUGGGUCAAUGUUCGUGAAUUGGCGAUGCUCAGAUUCCCGUGUACCGGCGGAAAUUAUCGCAAAAUUGGGUUUCGGGGAAAUAUUUGUGCACAGAAAUAUUGCGAAUCAAUUUAAAGAUGAUGACAUUAAUUGUAUGUCUGAAUUGGAGUUUGCGGUUCAUAAUUUAAAGGUCGAACACAUUAUAGUCUGUGGACAUACUAAAUGCGGAGGUAUUCAAAAUGCUUAUAAGGACCAAAUUCUCCGUAAUAAUUUAAAAAGUUGGUUAUCUGACAUACGCAAAAUCAAAGAUUCUUAUCCUGAACUUUUUCCUGAUCAAAUUACUGAAUCUAAAAUGGACAAAAGUGAAAUAGAUACCAUUCAUAAAAAAUUAGUAAGUAUUAACGUAAUUACUCAAGUAAAUAAAAUUUCUGAAAACGUGGUUGUUAAAGAAGCAUGGAAAGAUGAAAAGCGAAAAUUAUCUGUUCAUGGAUGGAUAUUUAAUAUGGAGAACGGACAUUUAGAAGACUUAUAUGUAACUAGAAAUAAGUAA